Coccinella septempunctata (seven-spotted ladybird) is the source of this 923-nucleotide messenger RNA. RefSeq lists its product as uncharacterized. Bases 113 to 892 code for a protein of 259 amino acids. The record is from RefSeq and is a predicted model, not a curated record. The transcript has 3 exons. Lineage: Eukaryota; Metazoa; Arthropoda; Insecta; Coleoptera; Coccinellidae.
UCAAAUAACAGUACGAGAAUGCUUUUUGAUGAGACUAUCUUGGUCUACUAUACAUAUUUUUUAUGAUUUCUUCCGACUCAUUGCAACCUAAACGGUUCGUUCUCAAUUUUUUAUGGAAACCUCUGUUUUGCUGAUCAACUAUUUUUCAAAGGGUUUGAUAGAUUUUUCCAAUGUUCUUCUCGUUCGAAUAAUUUUUUUAAGGGAAUAUAUCAUUGUCGACUUCCCUGAAGAAAAAACAGAGGAUGGUAUCCCGAUGGCUCUGAUAUCGAGCGAUUGGGUGUUCGAAGAAGGUGGAAAUUUAUACUGCUUUUGGCCCACAUAUUUGAAAUCGACCACACAAAUAGAGAAGGCGGUCAUAAAUCAUCAAAUAUUGAAGUAUGACAAAUGUCUUAAAUGCCCAGUCGCAAUAAAAUAUUCAACAGAUGAUUACAAAAAGGCAUCAUUGAAGCUGCGGCUGUUAGAGGAAGGGAUGCAGUCCCAAUCAGAGGAAUCCUCUUCCCAAUUGAAUAGUAAGGUUGUAAGAGGUAAUAGAAAUGAAGAUUUCAUUUACUCAGAUGAAAGCUUCGAUGAAGAGGACAUGCCACCAGUCCCACCAAAAUUGAAAAUAGCUUCAUCAAUACCUGCACCUAAAAGGGACAUGAAUAAAACAAUUAGAAGAAAAACAUAUUCGGUUCUCAAACCAGUCCAACCAUUUCGAGUAUCAGAACAUAACAUAAACGAACCAAGCACUAAUGUAGAACCGAGUGUAGAACUAAUGAAUGAUAACAAAUCUAGUACAUGUUCAUGUGAACAGAACACAAAAAUUCUCACAAAUUUAGUAAGGGAAAUUCAAAUAUUGAAAGAUGAUAUAAGGCAUCUUUUGAGAUUACAUGUAGAAGAUAGAAAUGGAUAAGAAUACUAUCCAAAUAAAAAGGUAUGAGGAC